AUGAAGUUCCUCAAGGUCGGCCGAGUCGCCAUCAUCACCCGCGGCAGAUACGCCGGCAAGAAGCGCACGAGACGAGCCCCGAAGAAGAAAAAGGAUGGAGAUCAAGAACACCUCGAACCCGAUCGCCAUGAGCCACCACCUCACGGCGCGCUGACCGUGUUUGUCUCCUCCCAGGUUGUCAUCAUCCAGCCCGUCGACUCCGGCAACAAGGCGCACCCCUACGGCCACGCCAUCGUCGCCGGCAUUGAGCGAUACCCCGCCCAGAUCACCCGCCGUAUGUCCAAGGCGAGACAGGAGAAGCGCUCCAAGAUCAAGCCUUUCAUCAAGGUCGUCAACUACAACCACUUGAUGCCCACCCGUUACACUCUCGAGCUCGACGGCCUGAAGGGCGCCGUCUCCAACGACACUUUCAAGGAGGUCAGCCAACGGGAGGAUGCUAAGAAGAACGUCAAGAAGGCAUUGGAGGAGCGCUACACCAGCGGCAAGAACCGCUGGUUCUUCACCCCUCUCAAGUUCUAA
Molecule: messenger RNA, 519 nt
Organism: Neoarthrinium moseri
Lineage: Eukaryota; Fungi; Ascomycota; Sordariomycetes; Amphisphaeriales; Apiosporaceae
Exons: 4
Coding region: 1-519 (172 amino acids)
Biological process (GO): translation
Cellular component (GO): cytosolic large ribosomal subunit; ribosome
Molecular function (GO): structural constituent of ribosome
Source: RefSeq, a predicted model, not a curated record